This is a messenger RNA of Orycteropus afer afer, 1752 nucleotides long. RefSeq names its product ST6 N-acetylgalactosaminide alpha-2,6-sialyltransferase 1 (gene ST6GALNAC1). The record is from RefSeq and is a predicted model, not a curated record. NCBI's taxonomy places the organism in Eukaryota, Metazoa, Chordata, Mammalia, Tubulidentata, Orycteropodidae. The transcript is spliced from 9 exons. Bases 1 to 1752 code for a protein of 583 amino acids. Gene Ontology annotation, molecular function: alpha-N-acetylgalactosaminide alpha-2,6-sialyltransferase activity.
AUGAGGGGCUGCCCGCGGAGACUCGGCCGCCUGGGCCAGGCUGUCCAGUGGCCCUUGCUUUUGGCCCUGCUGGUCUUCUUCCUCUUCACUCUGCCCUCCUUCGUUAAGGAACCUGACAGAAAGCCUUCCAGGUAUCAAGAUACAGAGAACAUUCAAAGACGGUCUCCAGGGUCAACACCCAAGGCGAAUUCCCAGGCACCUGCAGUGAGAAGGAAGAUGGGGACCCACGGCGAGUCGGCUCGAGAGACCCAUAUGCUCAACAAGCAGCCAGAGAGCAUAGCCCGCGUUGCUAAGGAGACCAGACCAGCAGGGGCCUGGGGGGUCUCACCCAGGGAGCAGCACAGAGCACCCCCCACAGCAAAGGCAGGGGAGCCGGAGAGUCAGGGAGAAGAGAAAACCACAGAGGGGACCCUGUCACUGGGAACUCAAGAAAAACAGGUGCCCACAGACAGGACAGGGCUGCUCUCACAGCAGAGCCAGGACACGCAGGUGACCAGAGGGAGGGGGCAGCAGCACCCACACCCGACAACCCCAAGAACAGGGUCCGUGAGGCGUCGGGACACAGGGGCGACCGCGGCAGAGACGCUGACCACAGUGAGGGCGGAGGGAGGGACCACAGCGGUCGGCCGGGAAAAGAGCCCCCCGGCGAGCAUCAGGCCCCGGACGAAAGCCAAAGUGAGGCUGAAGGGUCCCACCGCACAAGCAGCCCAAAGACUAAGGGCUGCCAACUUCCAGUCCGAGCCUCGGUGGGAUUUUGAGGAAAAUUAUAGCUUGGAAGUGGGCGGCCUACAGACGACCUGCCCCGACUCGGUGAAGGUCAAAGCUGCCCAGUCUCGGUGGCUGCAGCCCCUCUUUCUGCCCAACCUCACCCUCUUCCUGGACUCCAGACGCUUCAACCAGAGCGAGUGGGACCGCCUGGAACACUUCGCACCACCCUUCGGUUUCAUGGAGCUCAAUUACUCCCUGGUGCAGAGGGUCGUGACCCGGUUCCCCCCAGUGCCCCAGCAGCAGCUGCUCCUGGCCGGCCUCCCUGCGGGCGAGCCCCGGUGCGUCAGCUGCGCCGUGGUGGGCAACGGAGGCAUCCUGAACAACUCCAGGGUGGGCCAGGAGAUUGACAGCCACAACUACGUGUUCCGACUGAGCGGAGCUGUCAUCAAGGGCUACGAACAGGAUGUGGGCACGCGGACGUCCUUCUACGGCUUCACCGCCUUCUCCCUGGCCCAGUCCCUCCUGCUGCUGGGCAACCGGGGUUUCCAGCACGUGCCUCUGGAGAAGGACGUCCGCUAUCUGCACAUCCUGGAAGGUACCCGGGACUACGAGUGGCUGGAAGCCCUGCUUCUGAAUCAGACCCUGAUGGAGAAUAACUUCCACUGGUUCAGGCGGCGGCCCCUGGAGGCUUUUCGGGAUGCCUUGCACUUGGACAGGUACCUGUUGCUGCACCCGGACUUGCUCCGCUACAUGAAGAACAGGUUUUUGAGGUCUAAGACACUGGACACUAGCCACUGGAGGAUAUACCGCCCCACCACAGGGGCCCUCCUGCUGCUCACAGCCCUUCAGCUAUGUGACCGGGUGAGUGCCUACGGCUUCAUCACCAGCGGCCACGAGCGCUUCUCUGAUCACUACUACGACAAGUCCUGGAAGCCCCUGAUCUUUUACAUGAACCACGACUUCAAGUUGGAGCGGGCGCUCUGGAAGCGGCUUCACGAUGAAGGUCUGAUCCGGCUGUACCAGCGCCCAGAGCCUCCGCAGUGA